CGGUGGUCCAGUUGGCCGAUCGGUUAGUCGCUUCGCGAAUUCCGCGAGACCAGUUCCGAUCGAGAUUUCUAUUUUUGUGGUAUCUUGGCCGUCUCGGUCUCUCGUUUGAACCGAAAGCCUACGUGUAUUUCGAUCGUGGAAAAAUCGGCCUACGCAUUCGGUUUCUUAAAUAUCGAGAGGUCGCGUCCAGUCGUCGACAAUUUACGACCAAACAGAAAUGUAACUACGAGUCCUUUGUAGCUCUGAACGCGUACUGUGCGACGAAUACUACGAGAGAUAAAUAAGAAGAGAACGCGACGAUUUUUAUUUCCGCAAUAUCUUCGUCGCCUGGCCGAAGAGCCGAAGAACUUUCGUCGUGAAGAAUCGAAUCCGCUGAAAAUCUGUUCGAUUUUUGAGAUAAAACUUUUUAUACGCAGCGUUGCUCGUUUCUUUCUCCCGCGAGUGCGACGAACAUCGUCGGUGUGAAACUUUGCGCGGAACGUCAUCUCGGAAAUUCCCUCGGAACUUUUCCUCCUUUGCUAAAAAAACGAAGAUCCAAGAUGCGCAACAGGUUCAAAUACUCGCGUCGUACUUCUCUGGAUUUCCCUGCGAAAGGCGACGAACGCGUCGCUAAAGGCGAUCGUAGCCCGCGUGUUGUACAUCGCGAGGGCGUGAAAUCUCAUUCAUAGUUGGUCGCGCGUGCACGUUUCAUGGAAAUUGGAUGGUUUGAACGCGUAAGAUGAGAAUAGAAGGCGGAAGAGGCAGAUUGAAAACGAAAUUUACCGGCAAAGCUGAAAGAGGCGAUCCGGCUGAACCGAUCGAAAUCUGCACGUGCUUCUGUUCGUCCGUAGUCGCAUAAAUGAUUCGCAUCAAUGAACUCAGAACCGUCGGCGUCUACUUCUUACGAGGAUGGAGUACUGGAUGGCGAGCAACGAGACCGGUCACAAUGGCACAGAGGAGACAAUCCAGGAGGUCCUCAGGGAUCCAGGAUCGGCGGUCCUCUUCGUGGGAUAUCCGCCAUGGCUUUUGCACUUCGCCGCUGGAUGUUGCAUACUCUUCAUGGUCAUCGGCAUCCCGGGAAAUUUAUUCACCAUCGUCGCUCUUUUCCGCACCAAAAAGUUAAGAAACGCCACCGCGAUCUUCAUAAUGAACCUCUCACUUUCGGAUCUGAUGUUCUGUUGCUUCAACCUUCCUCUUGCUACGUCAACCUUCUGGCAUAGUUCCUGGCGACACGGCCCGCUUCUAUGUCAACUGUUUCCUUUAUUAAGAUACGGCUUGGUAGCAGUAAGCCUGUUUUCCAUAUUAGCGAUCACGAUCAAUCGUUACGUUAUGAUAGGUCAUCCUAGAUUUUAUCCCAGGAUAUACAAAUCGAGAUACAUAACACCGAUGAUUCUAAGUACGUGGACGAUCGCAUUCGGUGCCCUGGUCGUUACGUGGUUCGGAAACUGGGGUCGCUUUGGACUGGACGUGGCCAUUGGUUCUUGUUCCAUCCUGCCAGACGUAAAUGGUCGAAGUCCGAAGGAGUUCCUGUUCGUCGUUGCCUUCUUGAUUCCCUGUAUCGCGAUCGUCGUUUGCUACGCGAGGAUCUUCUACAUCGUUCGGAAAACCGCUUGCAAAAGUAGAAAUCGCAACGUAAAUGCCAGCACGGACGCUGUGGAAAGCAACCACGAGAGACGAUCCAUAUCACCGAGGAUCCAAGAGGAAGAACUGUCGGUGGUGGGUUCGAGCUGCGCGGCGAGCGUACUCUGCGCCAACUUCUCCUCCAAAUGCACCGUAGCUUCGCCAAACCGGCUCAACUGCUCCAGUACGCCUUCGAGAUCGGCGAUCGAAGAAUCCUUGUCCGAGCAACUUUCAUGGGAACAGAAUUCGGCCGGGUCCGAGGAAGAGGACGACGAGGACGACGACGACGACGACGAGGAAGGCGAGAACGAAGAGGAGAGGACGCGGCAAAGGAGGAAGCGGAAACAAAGAUGCAAGAGGAGGCAGAAAUCGACGAGCCAGAAACUCGUCGACGACCGUGAUAGAGCGAAGCCUAGCUUCGAAAUAAAGAUAGACGAUAUACCGUACGUGGACGAUCUGGACGCGGCUGAGACCGUUCUCGCGAACGACCGAAUUAAGAUCAAAGAAUCCGCCGAGAAAGCUUCCGCGAACGCUCGAAAUAAAUUGGAGAGAAUGACCAGCAGAGCUUCGUUCGUGAUCGAGUCGGCUCUCUGGGUACAGAGAUUCAACCGCAGAGCGUCUAUGGACGGCGACCGGUUGGACAGCUCGAGAUCGAACACGCCGGAUCGAUCGGCCAACAGCAGGAGGAGACCUACGAUCGCUCGCAGAGAGUCGAGAUUUACGGGCGUGCAAAAAUUCCGCAAUUCCGAUGGCCCACCGAGGAUGAGUAACAAGGACAAGAAACUGCUGAAGAUGAUCCUGGUGAUAUUUUCGUCGUUUCUCGUUUGUUACUUGCCGAUCACUGUUACCAAGACUUUCAAGGAUGCGAUCGAUUGGAGAGGCUUGAAUAUCGCCAGUUACAUUCUCAUCUACCUGACUACGUGUAUCAAUCCUGUGGUUUACGUGGUCAUGAGCUCCGAGUAUAGAAGCGCGUACAAAAAUCUGUUGCUCUGUAGGAACGAUUCCGGGGUGAAAAACGGAGCCAGGAGGUCGCCAGGAUGAGGAAGAGGGUUCGCCAGUUUGCUCGUGGGCGUGUACGAGCUGGAUUUUAUGGCUCGUUUCAGAGAUGAACUUGCAUCGUCGAUUGGCCGCGGAUGUUCGUACGCUCGAAUUACGCGAAAUACGAACAUACAGAGAUAAAACGACG
Messenger RNA from Bombus impatiens (common eastern bumble bee), 2785 nucleotides. RefSeq names its product G-protein coupled receptor moody. The record is from RefSeq and is a predicted model, not a curated record. Gene Ontology annotation, molecular function: G protein-coupled receptor activity. Gene Ontology annotation, cellular component: membrane. The transcript is spliced from 5 exons. Gene Ontology annotation, biological process: G protein-coupled receptor signaling pathway. Lineage: Eukaryota; Metazoa; Arthropoda; Insecta; Hymenoptera; Apidae. Bases 889 to 2640 code for a protein of 583 amino acids.